Messenger RNA from Aspergillus oryzae RIB40, 1029 nucleotides. RefSeq names its product putative alpha-1,6-mannosyltransferase subunit. NCBI's taxonomy places the organism in Eukaryota, Fungi, Ascomycota, Eurotiomycetes, Eurotiales, Aspergillaceae. Gene Ontology annotation, cellular component: Golgi membrane. The record is from RefSeq and is a predicted model, not a curated record. Gene Ontology annotation, biological process: protein N-linked glycosylation. The coding region runs from base 1 to 1029 and encodes 342 amino acids. The transcript is spliced from 3 exons. Gene Ontology annotation, molecular function: glycosyltransferase activity.
AUGUUGCGCCGCAGACGACUACGGCUGUUGAUUGCCUUGAUUCUGGUUCUGGUUGGGUAUUUCUACUUUUGGACAUCUUUCCUCGAGCGCUAUCGACGAUCAUCGUUUGGCGGCGGAAGCAAGUUUGUAAUCAUUCUUGAAUCCAAUGUGGAGGGUGGCGUGAUGGAAUUGAAGGGCGCCCGUGAGUGGGCGGUGGAGCGCAACAGCAUUCGAAAUAAGCAAGAAUAUGCGAAACAGUGGGGAUACGAGCUGGAAGUAGUGAACAUGUUGGCGAAGAAGCGGUAUUCGCAUGAAUGGCGCGAAAGCUGGGAGAAGGUCGACAUUAUCCGCGAGACCAUGCGCAAGUAUCCCCACGCGGAAUGGUUCUGGUGGGUGGACCUAAAUACGUGGAUCGUAGAGUCAUCCUAUUCCCUGCAAGACCACAUUUUCAACCGUCUGGGCGACAUCUCGUACCGGGAUAUCAAUGUCUACAAUCCGUUGAACAUCAGCCACCCGCCGACGGGGGCGUAUCUUGAUGACGUUUCACGCUCACCGGUGGGCGAUGGAGACCCAUCAUCGAUCCAGAUGGUGCUGUCGCAAGACUGCAGUGGUUUCAGCUUGGGUUCCUUCUUCAUGCGACGAUCAGUGUGGUCGGAGCGUCUACUAGACAUCUGGUGGGAUCCCGUCAUGUAUGAACAGAAACAUAUGGAGUGGGAGCACAAGGAACAGGAUGCCCUGGAAUACUUGUAUACCAAUGAGCCGUGGAUCCGCAGCCACGUUGGAUUCCUACCUCAGCGGUAUAUGAAUUCGUAUCCGCCUGGCGCCUGUGGAGACGGGGGUGAUCCAGAUAUUCACUUUGUUGAAGGCGCAGGUGACUUUAUGGUGAAUCUUGCCGGCUGUGGCUAUGGCCGCGACUGCUGGUCAGAGCUGUGGGAGUAUCGCCGCAUCAGCCAGGCGAUCAACCGGCCAUGGCGGGAGCGCGUAGAAGACAAGGCGACAGAACUCUACGAGAAGUUCUUUGGGCGGCAAGAUAAUUCGCCGCAAUCAUAA